AUGGCUACAAAUAUAUAACACGAAGAGAUAAAUUUAAGUCUUAAUAACGAUAAGAAGGCAUUUGAGGAUCUUAGUGGGUUUUUUAAUUUGCUAGCUCAAGCUCUGGAAAAAGUGGAUUAAGCUAAUAAGGAAUUAAUUGAAUGUUUGAAAAAGAUUCAAAAAUAGCUGAGUUCAGAAAUACCAAAAUUAGCAGAAGUAGUUUCGCUGGUAGCAGAGUCAAUGAGUGUGGGUCAGAAAAAGAAUUUGGAAUAUGUUGACUUGAUUAAGAGUAAAAUUAUAUUAAGUUUGAAUGGACAGCUGGAACAAAUAAAGACAAAGUAGAAAUUGCUGGAUGAUUAUAAAGCCAAGACGGCGAUUGAAGCUGAUAGGGAUUAAAAAAGAAAGAAUACAGAACCGGCAAAAUAAAAGGAAACAUAUCAAGCAUAUGAACAAGCAAAGAAAGAGAAAAUGUUGGCAGGAUAAACACUUAAUACUUAAUAUUAAAUUUAUAUUAAUGAGAAAAAUCAAGAAUUUUGUUCAAUGUGGAAGCAUUUUCUGAAUAUGUAAAUGUAUUGUUGUGCAGCAGGACUUCAAAGUUUCUCGAAAAGUGCUUAAGAAAUUCAUAAUAGAGAAUAAGAAGUAAAGAAAGAUGCUGAAAUCUUCUUAAGUAAAUUGUUAGGUAAUUAAAGAAGUAAAUGAAUAUUAAUAAUUAUUUAUUUAUUUAUUUAAUGUAACGAGAUCAACUUAAUUUCUCAUAUUUAAAGAGAUUGUUCCCAAACUUGGAAUAGAUUUUGUAUACUGGCAAAUUUACUAGUUUAAAUGAGUUUGAUAAAUGCACUUAACUGUGGCAUCAGGCAGGAUUUCAAGGUCCUUUCUUUUUAAUCAAAUUAACAGAUUAAUGUGUCUUCAUUAUACUUAAUUAAAACUCGACUUAAGACUUCAUACGGACAAUCAAAAAGGGAUUAACAUUUGAGUUGAAUAAAGGCACAUAAUGGUUUUAUUUUAAUUUUUAAGAUGAGUAAUAAAAGGUUUUCAACAUAUGGUUCUAAGAGUAGUAAGAUUUUGAGAAUUUUAAGGUUUGUUUAGAGAGGAUGGUUAAAUGA
Paramecium octaurelia is the source of this 1082-nucleotide messenger RNA. The record is from the annotation of a GenBank genome assembly. NCBI's taxonomy places the organism in Eukaryota, Ciliophora, Oligohymenophorea, Peniculida, Parameciidae.